AUGCAACCGGCUAAUGAUUUCAGGCAUCUGAUGAACAAUGAAUUCAGUGGUGAAUUGCAUCCAAGCUUUAAGGAACUCAAGAACUUAACUUCUUUUGCUAUUCAUGAAAACAACUUCACUGGAACAAUACCCGAGUACAUAUCCAACUGGACGCAACUUCAGAUGCUGUCACUCAUGGGAAACAAUUUUAAAGAGCCUUUACCUGCUGCAAUUUCAACAUUAGAACACCUUUCUGUUCUGGAAAUUAGUGACUUAACUGCCAGCCCUCAAGGCAUUUCAUUCCCAAAUAUCUCAGGACUGACCAAUUUGCAAAGCUUGUAA
Messenger RNA from Ilex paraguariensis (yerba mate), 321 nucleotides. NCBI's taxonomy places the organism in Eukaryota, Viridiplantae, Streptophyta, Magnoliopsida, Aquifoliales, Aquifoliaceae. The record is from the annotation of a GenBank genome assembly.